CAUAAUGUAUCAUUUUCAUGGUGUAUAAAUAUAGUGAGCUAGAAAGGGCUUUCGUGCUCUAUCUGGAUCAUUCAUCUUCCUCCUUUUCUAGAGAGUUCCUCUUCAGCUCCCUCCAUUGUUCUUUCCAAAGAUGGCCAGAAUUGCCUUUGGUCGCUUUGAUGAUUCUUUUAGUUUAGGCACUUUGAAAGCCUAUCUGGCUGAGUUUAUCUCCACUUUGCUCUUUGUUUUUGCUGGUGUCGGUUCUGCCAUAGCCUACAACAAGGUGACAGCAGAUGCGGCUCUUGAUCCUUCAGGGCUGGUGGCAAUUGCCAUUUGCCAUGGUUUUGCACUCUUUGUCGCCGUUGCCGUUGCUGCCAACAUCUCUGGAGGCCAUGUCAACCCCGCUGUCACCUUUGGCUUGGCUCUCGGUGGCCAGAUCACCAUCCUCACUGGCAUCUUCUAUUGGAUUGCCCAACUUCUUGGUUCUAUCGUCGCUUGCUUCCUCCUCAAGGCUGUCACAGGGGGCUUGCCAAUUCCAAUCCACAGCCUUGCUGCUGGAGUUGGCGCCAUUGAAGGGGUCGUGAUGGAGAUCAUCAUCACGUUUGCCCUGGUUUACACCGUCUAUGCCACAGCAGCUGACCCCAAGAAGGGUUCAUUAGGCAUCAUUGCACCCAUUGCCAUCGGUUUCAUUGUUGGUGCCAACAUCUUAGCUGCCGGCCCAUUCUCUGGCGGUUCCAUGAACCCAGCCCGCUCAUUUGGGCCUGCUGUCGCCAGUGGAGACUUCCAUGACAACUGGAUCUAUUGGGUUGGCCCUCUCAUCGGUGGUGGGCUGGCUGGGCUUAUCUAUGGAAAUGUGUUCAUGCACUCAGAGCACGCACCUUUGUCCAAUGAGUUCUGAUUGAGCUAAGCUAAUUUAUUUGUGCCCUUAACAUGUCUAAUUCUAUGUAAUAGGAAUUUCAGGUUCUGUUUUUUCGUUUUCUUUUCUUUUUCGUUUUUUGAAUUUCGUUUUGAUUUGUUGAUGUAAGCUCUAUUGCCCUCGACUGCUGCUUUUAUGAACAUGGAUGAGGUUUGUUGAUGUUCAGCUUCAGCCACCCCCCCUUUUUUUUUUUUUUUUUUUAUCAUUUCUGUCCUUUGCUUUAGUGAUUAUGGUCCUAUCAUUGCAAUAUCAAUAAAUAAUAUUUUUGAAA
This is a messenger RNA of Rubroshorea leprosula, 1166 nucleotides long. The record is from the annotation of a GenBank genome assembly. Lineage: Eukaryota; Viridiplantae; Streptophyta; Magnoliopsida; Malvales; Dipterocarpaceae.